AUGGGAUCCCUAUACCCCUCUCCUGCAGGGCCUCGAUUUCUAGUAAUCGGAGCAGGAUCCAGAGGCUGCGCAUAUGCUCGAGCUAUUACUGUGUCCACAGCUGGUAGCAUUGCAGCGGUCGCCGAACCUGACGCGUUCAAGCUGAAAGCCUUUGGACAGAAGUACAUAUGGAAAGACAACAAGCCUCAAGAAGGUCAAGCAUUCACUGGUUGGCAAGAGUUCGUUGAGUGGAAGACAACACGACGCGUUCGAGCAGGAAGCGAUAAUGAGUCGCCUGCAGCUAUUACUGGCGUCUUCGUCUGCACGCUCGAUGAGACUCACGCGACCAUCAUUCGGGCUCUUGCUCCAUUGAACCUCCAUAUCAUGUGUGAAAAGCCUUUGGCAUUGUCUAUGACCGAUUGCAUAUCUAUAUCUGGGGCACUGGCAGCAUAUCCUCCUAGGGUGGUCUCGAUCGGCCACGUUCUGCGCUAUUCUCCCCAUAACAUUCUGCUUCGAGACCUCCUUGUCAAUCAACAAGUUAUUGGCGAGGUGGUGUCAAUCGAGCAUACAGAACCGGUAGGAUGGUGGCACUUCGCUCAUUCACUCACAGGCGACCGUCCUCAUUUCCCGAGCAAUAUCACAAGCAGUGGUAGCCUUACCCAUUUUCGUCCUCUCCGAAAGCCAAAGAAGGCUGGUAAAGCCACGAAUUGUCUCAGCUGCGCGGCCGAGCCGGACUGCAAGUAUUCUGCAAAAAGUGUAUAUCACGACAAAUUUCUGAUGGGAGCGAAAGAUACAGGAUGGCCUGUCAAGAUCGUCGUACCGGAGAUUGAAGACAUUGUAAAUACUCAAGGCUGGGAAAGAGCUGGCGAAAGGCUUCUCACCAAGCUGACAGAAGACUACACCGCAGAUACUCCUGAUGAGGAUAUUGCGAGCAAGAGCUGGUAUGGUCGUUGUGUUUACGAGUCAGAUAACAACGUGGUAGACGAUCAGUUCGUUACUAUGACCUGGGACGAGGACGCGUUGAAUGACAGCACAUAUGGUAGAGGCCCGAAACAGGCUCUCUUUCAUAUGACAUAUCCGACUCAAGCACAAUGUGAUCGCAGAGGUCGAAUCUAUGGCUCAGAUGGUGAAAUCACCUAUGAUUCACACACGAUCACAGUAUAUACCUUCCAUGAUGCGCGGAAAAAGCUGCACAGCAUCCCUAAACAAGCUCCUGAAGUCGGAGCCUCACAUGGCGGUGGCGACUGGGGUCUUGCAGGGGCAUUCGUGCGAGCUGUCGAAGCCGUUGACAAUGGCACUGCGACUGUUGCUGAAGCUCAGACGAGUUUUGUCGGGUGUGAUCUGGACGAGAUCAUUCGCAGUCAUGCUGUGGUAUUUGCUGCCGAGCACGCACGGACGCAGAGAAACGUGGUCAGCUUUCCUGAUUGGUGGUCGCAAGCAGCAACAACAAUGAAGACGGAAUGA
Molecule: messenger RNA, 1443 nt
Organism: Lithohypha guttulata
Lineage: Eukaryota; Fungi; Ascomycota; Eurotiomycetes; Chaetothyriales; Trichomeriaceae
Exons: 2
Coding region: 1-1443 (480 amino acids)
Molecular function (GO): nucleotide binding
Source: RefSeq, a predicted model, not a curated record